AUGAUCGGUACGGUACUGAUGAUCGGUUUGCCCGUUGGGCUACUGUUGGCCAUCUUUUUCUUCAUGAAAUCGUCGAAAGAGAUGCCGAAGAACUGGACACAGUUCGUGUGCGAGGUGCGGAUGCAGAUCUGCGGUUUCCAGGCCCUGCUGGACGAUUUCAUCAUGCGACCGCGGAAUAAAGUCGAACUUUAUAAGCAGCCGGGCAAGAUUGCGCUCAUCACCGGUGGCAAUCGGGGCAUCGGACUACGCAUCGUCAGGAAGCUGGUGGAGUGCGAAAUCGAAGUCAUUCUUGGUGUUCGCAAUCCGAUCGAUUCUCGUAAGGCGGUAGAAGCCUACCUGGAGCACGCCAAGAUCCCGGUCGGCAGCUGCAAGCUGCACUUCGAACAGCUUGACAUCGGAAAUAUGAAGUCGGUGCGAGAGUUUGCCGCCAAGAUUAAGACCAAGUUCGACAGAAUUCAUCUCCUCAUCAACAAUGCCGGUGUUAUGAGCGUACCGUUCAAGCUGACCGGCGAAGGUUUCGAGUCGCACAUGGCCAUCAACUAUUACGGCCAUUUUCUGCUGACACAUUUGCUGCUGCCCCAGCUCAGGGCAGCCGGUACGGAUGAAUGUAAAGCGCGCGUCGUUAACGUAUCGUCCUGUGUGCACAAAAUUGGAGAAAUCGAUUACAAGGACAUUAACAAAGUCAAAAACUACUACCCGGCCGAUGCGUACAACCAGAGUAAGCUGGCCCAGGUCCUGUUCGCUAAGUACCUCAACUUAAUUUUCGCAGAGGAAGGUAUGCCGAUCCUGUCCAACUCGUUGCAUCCCGGUGUCGUAAAUACGGAUCUGUUCGAGCAUUCGAGUACCACCUACAUCCCGUGGGUGCGGGCACUACUGUUCAAGAACCCGGAGGAAGGCUCGCGUACCGUCGUGCAUGCGGCCAUCUCACCGAAGCUGGAGACGCGUGGCGGAUGCUACCUGAGCAACUGCCGCGAAGCGAGCAGCCACCGGUACUGGAACAACUCCGUCCAGUGCGAAAAGCUGUUCAACUUCACCUGCGAUACGCUGCGUAUCGAUGAUUACUUCUACAAGCGUAACUAA
Messenger RNA from Anopheles marshallii, 1080 nucleotides. Its product is annotated as dehydrogenase/reductase SDR family member on chromosome X. Lineage: Eukaryota; Metazoa; Arthropoda; Insecta; Diptera; Culicidae. The transcript has 5 exons. The record is from RefSeq and is a predicted model, not a curated record. Bases 1 to 1080 code for a protein of 359 amino acids.